Messenger RNA from Dromiciops gliroides (monito del monte), 4396 nucleotides. It is a transcript of the gene RNF180, whose product is annotated as ring finger protein 180. Gene Ontology annotation, cellular component: endoplasmic reticulum membrane. Gene Ontology annotation, biological process: protein polyubiquitination; norepinephrine metabolic process; positive regulation of proteasomal ubiquitin-dependent protein catabolic process. Lineage: Eukaryota; Metazoa; Chordata; Mammalia; Microbiotheria; Microbiotheriidae. The transcript is spliced from 7 exons. The coding region runs from base 260 to 2011 and encodes 583 amino acids. Gene Ontology annotation, molecular function: ubiquitin conjugating enzyme binding; metal ion binding; ubiquitin protein ligase activity. The record is from RefSeq and is a predicted model, not a curated record.
UGCUGCGCUCGCUCUUUCGCUCGCUCUGGAUCCGAGGCUGCUGAGACUCAGCCCGAGCGCUUUCAGCUGGGUUUGACUCCUGUCGCUUCCCGUCUCCCCGAACCGGCACCGCCACCGCCACUGUCGGAGACGCUGUUGGACCCUAGCCGUCGCCGUUCCCCGCUCCCUGGCUCCUCGGCCCCCGGCCCAGUCACCGGCGAGUCGGGGGCUGGGGGCGUCCACGAGAGCGCCCAAGCAUCCUUGGGGCCCGAAGGGUCAGAUGGAAAGACUUGAAAUGGGAAUUAAAAUGUAUAGCCAAGAAGAAGUAGCUAUUCUUCGUUGUUGGAAGUGUAGAAAAUGUAUAGCAAAUUCCGAUUGUUUCACAAACUGUGUUGGAAAUCAGUUGUCAGAGCAGAAUGGUCAUGAUUUAACUGCUAUACCUCAAAAUACUUGUAAUGUGUGGCACGUGAAUAUAGAAGUCCUUCCAGAAUGGAUGAAUUGUGUGCUAGAAAAGGCCCAGUGGACAAUUGGAAAACUGAAUUGCCCAUUUUGUGGGGCCCGUUUGGGGGGCUUUAACUUCAUCAGCAGCCCAAAAUGUUCCUGUGGUCAAUUUGUAACUGUACGUCUUUGCAAGAGCAGGACAGAUUACCAGCCUAUUCCUGUAAUCAGACUAACGAGACCAUCAGUAAAAUACUCGUCACUUUAUAGAGUUCAGUCAGGCCUUGACAAGGAGAAUACACUCAAAAGUACAGGUGUUGCCUGGGAGAACAGAAAUCAAGGGCUUUUAAACAUGGCCCAAAAUAAUAAUGUUCCCGGAAGAUUAACUGAAGCUCUUUGCCUGGAGGUGCGAUCAACCAAUUUUGAGAGGAAGAGUGAAAAACUGCACUUCAAAGCAUCUAAUCCAAAAUACUGUCUUUUUGUGCCCCAGUCUGUGAAUGACAGAUGCAGUAUAAGAGCUUUUCAUAGAAAAUCACAUAGUUUGGAUCUGAACAUCAGAGAGAAACUGGCCUUAUUGCCUACUUUAUAUGAAACACAUGGUAAGAUUCCUGCCUGUAACAGGCUAAAUGAAACACAGCCUUUUGACCCUCAUGGCUUGUAUGUAGGUUCUAGUAAAAAUAGUCAUUCCUCUCCGGAUUCAUCCAGUUUUGAUGGUAAUGGGCUACUGCAAAGAUUUUCAGUGCCUUCCUGUAAUACUCUAAGACAAAGAGAAGAAGAGUUUCAGUGUGGUUUAGAAGCUUCCAUUGGACAUGCUCACCAUAAUACUAUAGAUGAACUGCCUUUCCGGAUGGACUUCCCUGUAGCUGUCAGUGGUGUGGAUGAGCCUGGUGACCAGGAGGAAGGCAUUGCAUCUAUUGGCUUCUUACAAUCUGCUGGCUUCUCCUUGGGUGCCAUUAAUCAAAGGCUAAGCAAAAGAGAGAGAAACAAGUUAAAGAAUCUGAGAAGGAAGCAACGAAGACAUCAAAGAUGGCUCCAGAAACAGACUUUGAAUAAUGAUAUGAGUACAGAUGAUGACAAUGAAUGUACAGAAGAAAAGGAAAGCUACAUCUGUGCCGUGUGUCUGGAUGUUUAUUUCAACCCAUAUAUGUGCUAUCCUUGCCACCACAUCUUCUGUGAACCUUGCCUCCGGACCCUGGCCAAAGACAACCCGACGAGCACACCCUGUCCAUUGUGUCGGACAAUCAUUUCUAGAGUCUUUUUCCAGACAGACCUGAACAAUGCUACAAAAACAUUCUUUACUAAGGAAUACUUGAAAAUAAAGCAAAGCUUUCAGAAAUCCAAUUCAGCAAAAUGGCCCCUACCGAGUUGCAGAAAAGCAUUCCAUCUCUUUGGAGGUUUCCGUAGACGUGCAGAUCCAGUUACAAGGAGACAGUUUCCACAUGGUGCUCACAGAAUGGAUUAUAUGCACUUUGAGGAUGACAGCCGUGCAUGGUGGUUUGACAUGGACAUGGUUAUCAUCUAUAUCUAUUCAGUAAACUGGGUCAUUGGAUUCAUUGUUUUCUGCUUUCUUUGCUAUUUUUUCUUUCCGUUUUAGGAAUUUUCACAUCUUAAUAAAGUUAAACAAUUAUAUAAAGCCUUGAUUAUGUAAAUAGCAGUGACUUAAAGAAAAUAAGUCUUUUUAAAGUUUUCUGAAGUUUUUAUAUGUUACAGUAUAUUGAAUAAUUUGGUCUAUACAAAGCCUGGGAUUGAUGAACUUACAUAUUGAUGUUUGUCAUGUAGACAACAGCUGAACUUAACUCAAGAUCAAGCCUAUCUAUCCAGUAUAUCGCACAGCACUGUUAAUCCCAUAAUAGUUUUAAAUAGUUUUUGUUUGCGUUUUUGCAAUUCUCACCUUUCUACAUUUGUCUUUAAUUUGAAAAGAUGCUUUCUCCUUUAAAAAAAAUAAGUUUGGUAACAAUAAUGAAGCAUUAAUCUAUAUAGAGAAUAUUCUUUAUUGUUUGAACAUACACCCAGUCAAUUCCUGAUUAUUCUUAGGCAAAGGCCUUGAAGAGAAACCACACUCCUCAGAAACUAACCCAGGAAAAAAGAACUAUUUUGAACUUCAGGUUAUUCCCUCUCAUUAACAUGGAUAACUGGAAGCUGGCUAUACUUCCUUUGGGCUCUUUUUUAUAUGAUAAUUUCAAGCACCAGGAGGGAAAAAAAGCAGGGUACAUUGAGAAUAAUACCUGCCAAUAAGAAGGAAGUAAAUGUCUCUUUUUAGGAAAUAACUCUUAAAACUUCUACCUACAACUUUGUGACCUUAAGAAAUAAUGUGCUAAGUGAGUUUCGGUCUCCUGAUGAAGGAACACAUGACCCUAAUUCAUUUAAUUUAGUGAUUAGCUUUCUUAGAUGAGUUAAGUAAAAUAUUCUUUGAAUGUGCAAUAAAAAGUCACUUGUUAUUCACUGAUGGACUUCCUAGGACAAGGACUUGUUUGAAGCAAACAGCAGAGAGUGAUUUUCCUUCUAUAAAUUGUAACAUUUGUCUCUAUUCAUUCCUAUAACCUGUAAUUUCUAGCAGGUUUGAAAGCUUCAAACCAGGUGUCCCCAUGAUAAAGCUAAAAAGCCUGAAGCACAAAGAAAGCUUGCACACUGUAAGCACAACCUGUCUAAAGAGCUUUUCCCCUCCUAAGUUUUGUAUCUGAAAUAACGCACCAGGCCUAUUUCUGUUCUAGGUAGGUAGACACAUUAAUAAGCUAGAAAUAGUCACUUAAUGACAGCACAGAAACAUUGAAGAUGUAUUUUCAAUCUGCCUUAGCAAGAGAAAUGAAAAAACAAAAGCUUAACAAGGCAUUUUUAAUGAAGACCUCCCAUCUCUAGAUAUCCUUUACUCUAUCACUCUAUCCAAGCCCACUAUCUUCAGUAUAUUGUGAUAAUCAUAUUUUAGCUCAACUACCUACUCAUCAACAUGGAUUGUAUGAAUAUUUGAUGUUUUUAACAUAACAUGCAUUUAGUUUUGAAAUUAAUGUUUUAAUUAUGUAGAUGAGGCAGCAUGUUAUAGUGAUUAGUGUCCUGGACAUAGGAAGCAAAACCUGUGUUCAAAUUCUGCCUCUGACAGACGUUUGGUGGACCCUGGUCAAGGCACUUAACCUCUGUGUGCCUCAGGCAACUUUCUGGGACUUAAGCACUAAGUCACAAACAAAUUUUGAUCUUCAGUCUGCAGAGGAAUUUCCCACAUUGGAUGUUCUCUACACUGAAAAAAAAUCACACAUGCUUCAUAUAUCAUAUAAUUUUGUAGAUAUGAACAAGCAUUAUUAAUGUAUGCUAUAUAAUUAUAUUACAUGGCACUUUUUCCCCCAAUGUAUUUUUACAUCUGUUCGUUUUUCCCUUGUACCAUCUGUAUAUAAUGCAGAAAUGGAAAAGGAAACCAAGGCAUGAAGAUAAUUCUUAUGACUUGUGUAAAGUCACAAAUAGCAGGUCUGAUAAAACUGCUGAGUGUUCACACUACCUGAUUUUUACCACAAUGCUCUUUCAAAUAAACCAUACUCAAUGAAAAUAUUUCAAAAAAUAAAUCUUAAUCUUAAUGUCUUCCAUGAAGUGGAAUUUUUUUUUCUUUCAUUCAUAGAAAUACUAAAUAAUACCUAUGAAAGGCCCCUGAAGAACAGUGCAUUCAUUUGGUAAGCCUUUUAUUGGUGCUUAUCUGAGUGUUGGGAAAUACUUUAAAAUAUUAGACAUUUUUUAAAAAUAAAUGGCAUUUAGUGAACUAAACAGCAUGGUUUUAUUAAGAAUAAAUCAUGUUUUAGAAUGAGGUUGAUUAAAAAGCAAAACUGCCUCAGGAAUGGACUUCUUACUACAAGUCAUUAAUAGGACCUUGGACAGUUCAGCAGAUGUCUUUCAGUCUUGGUUUCCUCGCCUAUAAAAUGAGAGUGGCAAAUUGCAAAAAUGUCUGUUCUGUAAUGCACUUUGAGUCUAACAAUUUGUGUAAAUAAAUGAUUAGAACAUA